Molecule: messenger RNA, 791 nt
Organism: Acromyrmex echinatior (Panamanian leafcutter ant)
Lineage: Eukaryota; Metazoa; Arthropoda; Insecta; Hymenoptera; Formicidae
Gene: Prosbeta3
Product: proteasome subunit beta type-3
Biological process (GO): proteasome-mediated ubiquitin-dependent protein catabolic process
Cellular component (GO): proteasome core complex; proteasome core complex, beta-subunit complex; cytoplasm
Source: RefSeq, a predicted model, not a curated record
UCAUAACUCAUGGUCGUGACUCGCAUUUCGUCGCGUCCUGACCGAUUGUCUGGUUGACGUUUUGCAUUUUGAGGUGUUAAAUAUUUGCACGAAAAGAUGAGCAUCCUUGCUUAUAACGGUGGCGCCGUGAUAGCCAUGAAGGGUAAGAACUGUGUAGCCAUAGCAGCCGAUCGCAGAUUCGGCAUACAGGCACAGACAAUAACGUGCGACUUUCAAAAGAUUUAUGAGAUGGGACCGCACUUGUACGUCAGCUUGCCCGGUCUUGCCACUGAUACCCAGACAGUCAUGGAAAGGUUACGCUUUCGCCUGAAUCUGUACGAGCUAAAGGAGAAUCGAAAGAUUCAUCCAAAAACAUUCACAGCUAUGAUCUCAAAUCUCCUGUAUGAGAGGAGAUUCGGGCCGUAUUUCGUAGAACCUAUAGUCGCCGGACUGGAUCCAGUCACAUUUGAGCCAUUCAUCUGCAACAUGGACCUAAUAGGUUCUAGAAAUAUAGCCGAGGACUUUGUGGUAGGUGGAACGUGUACGGAACAACUUUAUGGCAUGUGUGAGUCGCUUUAUGAGCCUAAUUUGGGACCUGAAGAGCUAUUUGAGACUGUCAGCCAAGCUUUAGUCAAUGCGUUCGAUCGGGACGCGAUAUCUGGAUGGGGUGCCGUUGUUUAUAUCAUAGAAAAGGAUAAGGUCACGAAAAGGACUGUAAAAACGCGAAUGGAUUAAAUGCAUUCAUCUUUUAUAUCAAUAUGUGCGACAAAAAUUUCAUAAUUAUUGUUGUAAUUAAGUCUAAGAAAUAUAAA